AGAUAAAUGCUUCCUCAAGCUGCUCUCCCUAGAGCUGCAAAGCUGAAAGUGUUGUACCAGCUGUGUCCCUGCUUCUGAGGAAACCUGUGCUUAAACCUGUGCACAGCCCAGCUUAAAGCCCAGCCUAAGCCCUUAAUAGCCACUAUGGCACCUGCUCUGUCCUCUUCCAAAUGUUCCUGGAUGCACCUCGUGCCCAGCUCACAAGGUUGGUGGUCAAACUGUAGUGGAGGUGCCUAAAAACAAAUGUAUGUUAUCUUUGGUUCUCCACCAAACCCUACAAAUCCAGCCAGGGGGAAAAUGCUUUUCCUGGAGCACAAAGGGUGGAAGGAAAAGGCUGUUAAUCCAAAUAAGAUAUGUUAAUAUUUGGAUCAUAAUAGAGGACUGAAGAUCAGGAGUUGUUGUGUUCUUUUCUGAAGAUAUUGGCAUUGUCCCUUUGCACUGAGCCUCUGUGUAAGCAGGACCAUGCCACUUUGUUCUUUUUUAUUACACAAAGAAAAGUGCUGGGUACUCCUGUGCUGAAUUAGAUGAAUCUGCCUGAUUCUGAACAGCUGCUCCAACUUUAGGUGGGAUUGGCCCCUAUGCAGAAGUUCCAGUUUUAAGAUCAGGUGUUUCCAGUAAACUUAGGUGAGCCCAUAGGAAAGGCUUUGGGUGGACUCCUGGUGCUCUAUUUACAGUAGAUCUUAUUUUCUGUUUGCUACAGCCACAUUUAUACUGAAACAAACUGUAUUGGUGUGUAUCUAAAGUUUCAUGGCACUUUGGGGACUUUAUUUGCUCUGGUCAUUCUUCACAGCAGCCAGGACAGUCUGGUUCCAACAUAAAUCCACCAGGAGAUGGCAGCGUUGGUUCGUGCAAGGAGUACCCGAAAGGUUGCCUGUCUCAUCCGGGUUCCAUCCGAGGUUGUCAAGCAAAGGGCCCAGGUUUCUCCUUCCUCGAGCACUCUCCGGAUCCUGUCCCACACCUUGUACCAUGAGGGUAUUCAAGGCCUUUAUCGGGGUUAUAAAAGCACCGUAUUAAGAGAGAUUCCUUUCUCUCUGGUACAGUUUCCCCUCUGGGAGUCCUUAAAGGAUCUCUGGUCAUGGAAGCAAGGUCACGUGGUGGAUUCUUGGCAGUCAGCAGUCUGUGGAGCUUUUGCAGGUGGAUUUGCAGCUGCAGUCACCACACCGCUCGACGUAGCAAAGACAAGAAUUAUGUUGGCAAAGGCUGGUUCCAGCAAUGCCAGGGGGAAUGUUCUGGCUGCUCUUGGUGGCAUCUGGAGGACACAAGGCCUGUCAGGCUUGUUCGCAGGUGUUGUCCCACGGAUGGCAGCCAUCAGCCUGGGAGGCUUCAUCUUCCUGGGGACAUACGAGAAGACUCGGCAGCUGCUGCUCUGAGCCAGCCCCGCCGGCCCUGCCCGGGGAGAAGCCGGAGGAGGAGCCGGGCUGGGAGCAGAGCCUUCCUCCCGCAGCCCUCUCAGCAGCUGUCCCGCCGGCUGAGAGCCACUCUCCCUGCUAGAGGAAAGUAAAUCCUCCAAUAAUCCAGUUUCCCAAACACGAAAUUUUCCUGCAUGGAGAGUGGGUGAGGUAAUUUUGAAGAGUUGUGCCAAAAAAGUAAUGUUUGGGGGGGUAAACAGCUAAUUACGGUGGCUGCAAAAGGCAUUAUUAGAACUCCUGCAGGGAAAGUGUUUUGGAAAGGUCUGGCUUGGGGGCUGAGUGGGGAGGCUGAAAUAAAGCAAGUUUUCAUCA
This is a messenger RNA of Motacilla alba alba, 1721 nucleotides long. It is a transcript of the gene SLC25A26, whose product is annotated as solute carrier family 25 member 26. Lineage: Eukaryota; Metazoa; Chordata; Aves; Passeriformes; Motacillidae. The record is from RefSeq and is a predicted model, not a curated record. Gene Ontology annotation, cellular component: mitochondrial inner membrane. The coding region runs from base 831 to 1370 and encodes 179 amino acids. Gene Ontology annotation, molecular function: S-adenosyl-L-methionine transmembrane transporter activity. Gene Ontology annotation, biological process: transmembrane transport. The transcript has 8 exons.